This is a messenger RNA of Prunus armeniaca (apricot), 363 nucleotides long. The record is from the annotation of a GenBank genome assembly. Lineage: Eukaryota; Viridiplantae; Streptophyta; Magnoliopsida; Rosales; Rosaceae.
AUGGGCGAAAGUGAAUCUCAGCUGCAUCCUAACAACUUGGGUAGUGGAAAAGGUGAUCCUCGGUGGUAUGGGCGGUGUUGUUCUGACCUAGCUUUGGUCUCUGAAGCUUGCUCUCACGGUGAGGCAAGUAAAAGUGUGGUCCUUGUUGUUUGCCCCCUCGGUGGGGCAAACAAAUCCUUGGCCCAAAGCAUUCCUUUUCUUCUAUUGUUGCCAUCUUUGAAGGCCAGCUUUCCUAGGACCACAAGCGGGAAAAACCAGGCGUUUUCAGCAACAAAAUGGAGCCCGGGCAAGAGGUGGGGGCCAGCAGCCUGGGCUGGCCCGAGGUGGGGUUCGGCCCGAGUGCUUGCCUGCGGGCUGAGCUAA